Messenger RNA from Terrapene triunguis (Three-toed box turtle), 4554 nucleotides. It is a transcript of the gene GPATCH2L, whose product is annotated as G-patch domain containing 2 like. NCBI's taxonomy places the organism in Eukaryota, Metazoa, Chordata, Testudines, Emydidae. Bases 108 to 1568 code for a protein of 486 amino acids. The transcript is spliced from 10 exons. The record is from RefSeq and is a predicted model, not a curated record.
UUCCGAGAGGAGGCUGAGGACCCCGGAGAGGCCGAGGCGGGUGCUGGGUGCGUGAGUGAGACCCGCCUUGGCCUGGCCCGGCUCGAGUCUCGGAGUAGACAUUUCCCAUGGAUGAGCUGGUGCAUGACUUGGCCUCGGCCUUGGAGCAGACCUCAGAACAAAACAAGCUGGAUGAGCUGUGGGAAGAGAUGGCCCUGAGCCCACGGCAGCAGCGGCGGCAGCUUCGCAAGAGGAGGGGUCGUAAGCGGCGCUCAGACUUCACGCACCAGGCGGAACAUGCCUGCUGCUACAGUGAGGCUUCGGAAUCAAGCUUGGAUGAAGCCAUGAAGGACUGUCGUGAGGUGUUGACUGCCAACUUCAGUGACUCAGAUGACAUGGCUGUGGCCAAACGCCACCCAGCUCUGAGUGCCACCCUAAAGAGCAAGCAGCAUUCUUGGCAUGAGUCGGACUCCUUCACGGAAAAUGGACCCUGCCGACCCCUCAGGCGUCGCCGGAAGGUGAAACGUGUGACCUCAGAGGUAGCUGCUAGCCUCCAGCAGAAACUCAAGGUGUCAGAGUGGAACUAUGAGAGAGGCUAUAGGUUCAAGUCAGCCAAGAAGCAGCGUCUGUCACGCUGGAAGGAGAACGCCCCUUGGACUUCAUCCAGUCAUGGCCUGUGUGAGUCAGUAGAGAACAGGCCCUUCCUCAGUAAAGGCGGGAGGAAGGAGAGGAUGGAGUGUGAAGCGGAUGAACAAAAACAGGGUUCUGAUGAAAACAUGUCUGAAUGUGAAACCAGCAGUGUAUGCAGCAGCAGUGACACUGGCCUCUUCACCAAUGACGAAGGCCGUCAAGGGGAUGAUGAGCAGAGUGAUUGGUUCUAUGAGGGAGAAUGUGUCCCAGGAUUCACCGUCCCCAACCUACUGCCCAAGUGGGGAACAGAUCACCGUUCUGAAGUGGAGCGAAUGGACUCUGGCCUGGAAAAACUCUCCGACUCUACGUUCCUUUUGCCCUCCCGGCCUGCUCAGAGGGGGUUUCAUGCUCGUCUGAACCGCCUUCCAGGAGCUGCUGCCCGCUGUCUCAGAAAGGGACGUAGGAGACUUGUUGGCAAGGAGACCAGCUUGAGCACUCUGGGCAGUGAGAGGAUGGGUCACAUCGUUAAUGAUCCACGUCAAAAAGAAAAGAACAAAGUGCUGGCUUCCGAUUUCCACCACAUUGUGGCCUGUGCACAUGAGUUCAAUCCGUUAUCUCCUUUGUACUCUCUGGAUGUUCUUGCUGAUGCCUCCCACAGAAGAUGCUCACCAGCACACUGCACUGCCAGACAGACAAAUAUACACCUGGGACCACCCUGCUCAAGGGAUAUCAAGAGGAAACGAAAACCAGCAGCAGCUGCAGCCUCUCUUUCCAGCCCUACUUCAGCAGCUUUACCUGUCCACAUGGAUGCAGCAGACUCAUCCCUGCCAGCGACACAGUCCCAGAGGUCCCAGAGCUCUGACUGGACGGGCAGAACCCAGGCAGCAGAGAAAUCCACUGCUGCUGCCCCAGCUAACUUCUUUAAAACACCACAAGAGAAGGGCUCUGGAUACAGCUAGAUGGAAGUGUCUCUACUCGGAGCUGGUUGCAUUUAUGAAAUGUUGGACUUCGAAGUACAUCAGCACUGAACGUCUCAUUUGGCAAUAACCAUCUCAUCAGUGUUGGUGCGUGAUGCUCACCGUCCUCCAGCUGUGUGCCCCACACAUCCCCAGAUCAUGUUUGUGAAUCUGUGUAAAAAGUAACUGGUGAUGUUGGGGCUGCAGCUUUUUUAAAGCAUUCCUGCUAUUGCUGUGAGUACUUAUUACGCACUCAUCUCCUGUCCCAGCACCUGUUGUUAUCUGCUGGGAUGUGUACAGAGCCUUGUGGUUUUGCAGGUGUUGGUCUUUGUUAUGAAGCUGGUCACCACUUGGGCAUAUUGUUUGUUGCAAAGGGUUGAAUAUAACAGGAGAAAGUCCUACUGCGGCUAUGCAGAGGCAAGAAUCUGUCUUUGGCAAGCAUAAGGACAGAAACAAAGGCCAGCUUAGGAUUCCUGGUCAGGAGAGGAGGAGGGGGAACUGCAAGUGCAAACAAGGUUUGAAAUGUGGGACUUGAAUUCUGUAUUAGCAAAACUCCUAUAGGCCUCUCACUGAGGGACUUGCCAGUCAAGAUGUUGUUUCUUAUGAAACAAACGUGAUGCUUGUCCUGUCAGGAAUUGCCAGUGGCUCACUAUCAGCAUGGUCCUUCAGCACUUUUUGUCCUUCCUUGUUUGGAGUGUCUUUAGUCUUGCCCUGUGAAUUGCAGUAUUCUUUCCUUAUUCCUCAUCCUCUCCAUUUAUCCUGCUGGACAAGGGGUUGGCAGAACUAAUUAGACAAAAAUGUGCAGACUGGAGUUAUGAGAGGAAGCUUGGAUCAAGUUGCCCUAAAAUAUCCUCUGAGAAGUCUUCAUUGGGGAGAUGACAGAGAGGAAAUAUUGGAAUACUAUCCAUGGGCAUCCAGCUUCAGAAGCUACCGUAAGCAAUCACGAGGACACUUGAAGUUGAAGUCCAUGUCCCACUGUGUACUAAAAGUUAUAUAGGGUAUUAUCUGAGUUCAAAGCACUCUCUAAAGAUUGAACCACUUCCCCUGUCUCACAUUCUCCCUGUCUUCCUCAAAGGUUAGUGUUCUGAAGUAUACAUAAGUGGGGUUCCCCUCUAUCUCCGGAGUAUGCAUGGAAGGGGUCUCCCUCUAUCACUGAUUGUACUCUGCUCUGUAGUAUAUAUGGGAGGGUGUCCCUGGAUUUCCAGUUGUACUCUGCUCUGUGGUAUAUAUAGGAAGGGUUUAACUUCUCCACCUUUCCUUGCAUCCCUGAUGGCAUUUGCUCUGCAGUAUAUUGGGGAGGGUUCUUUUCUCCCCACAACCCUUUCCCUUUAUCCCUGAUUGCUCUUCAGUUUGCAGUAUUGAUGAGAGGGGGGUCUCUCCUGCUUUCUCUUUUCCUGUAUCCUUGGUUGUACUCUGCUUGUUUCCCUAUGUCUUGAAAGACCUCUCUACAGCUUCACUCUGGGUUACAUAUAUAGAAGAUGUGCCUGGAUAGUGUGUACAAAAGGAACCAUGCCAUGCUUGCUUGACAACCCUAGUUGCCUUGUGAGCUCUUGGGUGUUUUCAAGGUGGCCCUUGUCAUUACAAAACCUACUGGUUGGCUGAGUGGGUGGAGCUCCAGACAGGACCAUCCAUUAAGAGCAAAAAUAAAUUUUCAACAUGGGGUGGAACUUGCACCCCUAGAUGUAGAUGAUGGAUUUGCAUGUUUCCCUUGCUUUGCUCUCUAUGACCUAUAAAUCAAAUGAGUGAGGGGUAGAUUUGAUUAUGAGCAUGUCAGAAAAUGUUUUAAUUGUUUUUAAAUUUUCUUUGUAUUAAAAUUUUAAAAUUAAAUGGCCAGCCAUGAAGACCCAUAACAUAACACAACACACAAAGUAAGUUACAAAAUCAAACAAAACGCUCUCGAACAAUCUAAAUCAUGAAUGAUGAAUAGUUACAUUAGACAAAGUGUCCAUGUCUUAUCCACUAAUACCUAUUUACUCUUGGGGAGAGACCCAAAUUGGAUUUAUGUUUUGUGUCCCAAGGAAAAUCUCAGCUCUGCCCACAUAAAUCCCUCUGAAAAAUCUCAUGCGUCUUUCUUAUACAUAUUGAAAUUCCUUAGAGGGAGAGCCUUGUUACCCUCAUACAGGGGCACAGAGUUUAAAGGCUAGUUUGGAUUAUCUAUGAGCAAUUACAAGGGAUUUGAGGGGAAAGAAAUGUUCAGAUUAAGUGAGUGUCUUUACAUUCUUAUUUUUGUGCUUUGUACAAAACCAAGUCUGUAGCACUUAACAAGUAAUAAUGACAGACUCUGUCAUGAAGAGCCUGUGAUCUAAAACCUGUACAGAGAAGAUGGGACACUGGGAAAACAUAAUUAGGGAAUAACUUGGCUUUUUUUAUUAUUUCACUCCUUGUGGGCAAAGCAGGAGAUAAACUCCAUCCAGCUGCUAAUUUGCUUCUUGGUUAUAGAAGAUGAUGUUUCAAUGGAGAGAUGAAUGGAGAUGUUAGAUACUGUUUGUUUAAUGCAAGGGCAAGCACAGGCACGGGACAUGUAUUAAAAGUGAGGGGCUGUGAGCAUUGGGGAGCUGAGAGUAGGUAAUGUCACUCCUAUUCCCUGCAUUUGUUGAUAAUCCAAUAGUGGGUUGCAGCUAACUGCAGGUUAGCUGUGCAGUUGUCCCAUGGUCCCUUGUUUCAAUUCCAUAAACCUUUCUUUCCAUGAACAGUUGCAUUCAUCAUUUUAAAGCACAAGCCUAAACCAUGUCCCUGGCUUCCUCAUGAAAGAGAAUUAGACCAGUGGCCUGUUGUGGUACUUGUUUGUCUCUUGGAAGAAGCUCAGAUACUUCAGUGAUGAGUACCAUUAGAAGAAUUUAGACAGGCCACCUACCCUAACAAAACACACUCUGAAAGUUGUUCCAGUGGUUAAUUACUGACUGUUAAAAAGAUUACAUGUUAUUUCUAGUUUGAAUUUGUCUAGCUUCAGGUCCAGCCAUUGGAUCGUGUUAUACCUUUCUCUGCAAGA